This is a messenger RNA of Symbiodinium necroappetens, 369 nucleotides long. The record is from the annotation of a GenBank genome assembly. NCBI's taxonomy places the organism in Eukaryota, Dinophyceae, Suessiales, Symbiodiniaceae.
GAGAUCUUCGUCAGCCACGCUUGGACGGAAGACUUCGGAGAGUUCAUCCAAGGUUUGACUCGCUUCGCCGUCUCCUUGACAUUUCGGGAGUCUCCGGCGCUGCCUCAGGAUGCUGCUGCCACGCACGCCCGUGGCUGCAGCUUUUUCAUCCACGCUUUCUCGGACACUAUGUGGUCAGACGACAAGGGCAAAUCCCUCGAGGAUCUCCCAGUCUACGAGACCCUGGCCAAGAGCAACAUCAAGACCGUGCUGCUGAGCACGGGCCUGGAUGGCAGUUCGCUCCUUCGAGCCUGGUGUUGCGUGGAGCUCUUCCUGGCCAAGGAGUUCCAGCGCCCUGUGGUGCUGAAUACCCGGUUGGGUCCAAUGCAG